Messenger RNA from Limanda limanda (common dab), 1738 nucleotides. RefSeq names its product interleukin 21 receptor, tandem duplicate 2 (gene il21r.2). Gene Ontology annotation, molecular function: cytokine receptor activity; protein binding. The transcript has 5 exons. NCBI's taxonomy places the organism in Eukaryota, Metazoa, Chordata, Actinopteri, Pleuronectiformes, Pleuronectidae. The coding region runs from base 134 to 1048 and encodes 304 amino acids. Gene Ontology annotation, biological process: immunoglobulin mediated immune response; cytokine-mediated signaling pathway. The record is from RefSeq and is a predicted model, not a curated record. Gene Ontology annotation, cellular component: membrane; external side of plasma membrane.
ACUGUACGUAGUAGACAGAAUUCUAUAUAUGAAAAUAUGAUUCGAUCUCUGUUUGUGAUCAGUUCAGCUGACACCCCCGGAUAAAGUUGAUGUCCAACAAACACCAGAGGUUUUCAACAUCACCUGGAAAAAUAUGUAUAAAGGCCAUAGGCACAUUGGCGAUUUCCUCGACUACGAAGUCCUCCUCGAGAAAUCUUCCAACAGUGAGAGCAAGAAACUUCCCACCCGUGAGAACUUUGUAUCGAUUCCACGGAUACAACUUGAAGCCCAUGCUACAUACUGCACUCGAGUGAGGUCUCAGGUGAAUGUGAGAGAUUUUAAAGCCAAUUGGAGUGAAUGGAGUCCACAGAUAUGCUGGAAAAACAAAGUGCAAGAAGAACAAGAAAACAUCAUGAUAACUUUGACCAAAUUUCUGGUCCCGGUGUGCGUGGCUGUGGGAGUUCUGGUAUUUGUGUUCCACAGCCCCGCUGCAAGAAUGAAGAUUAAAACUCUGUCCCACACGCCGUCGCCCGCUCCUUUCUUUCAACCUCUGUUUCAGCAGCAUGAAGGAAACCUCAAGGAAUGGCUCUCACCGCAAGGUGAAUUUGCACUUCCGUAUAAAACUGACGAGAUAUUGAUGAACGAUGGUGUGACCGUUGAACCAAAACCCGAACCCAAGGACCCAGAGGAGAACCAGGACGUCCACAUCACUGCAGUGACACAACUGAUAUUUCCUCAAUGUCCAACCUCCUACGUGGGCUUACCUGGGAUGCCCGUGGCGCCCCAGCCGGUAACCACUUUCCAUCCUGCAGGGGACACUUCUUACACUCGGCUCCCCGGCCCUGUCUGGGGUUGCAGCAUAGGGGAAGUGAUGCUGCCGCCGCCUCAGGACGUCUUCGAGAGCAGCUGCACUGACUCUGGCUGCAGCUGCGACGACCUGACCCCGAGCCCAGAGUGCAGUUUACCAGACAGCCCAGUUGAGGCCAGUUCGCCGCCACGUUACUGUAAAGAUUACUGCAUCCUCAACAAAACAGCAGAGGGUGUGGUUCCUGUUUUAGUGUCCAGAUGAAAGAAGAGCACAUAUAUUCCAUCUGAUCCACAGCAUGAGGACGAGAGCUUGAAAUGUUAAAACCUGUUCCCUGGUGGCACGGAUCACAGCGGCUGGUUAUUUCAGGAGAGGGUCAGAAUCAGGCCUUUAUGCAUUUUGCCAAACUAUGUUGUAUUUGCCUUGUUUGUAUUUUAUGUCCAGUUAUACUUGUUGGGCAUUCUUUCCACAUUGAAGCUGAUAACUAUGAAAUCUGACAUCUUGUCCGGGGGGCCGAGGGUUUAUAGAGGAAGGAUGACAGUGGGCAAAAGUAGGGACAUCCUGAAAAGUGUGGAAUCAACACCGAUGCUCAGCGUCGACUCACCAGACCAUCGCCCACAUCUUCUGUGGGAGCCCACUGGUCCCAUUAGCUUUGACUCCUGAAGGAGACAAACAACUGGCGUGAUAAGACAUGAUGAUGAUUAGUUUGGGUUUUUUGGGCUUGAGAAAAAUACUUUUAGAUAAUUGCCGGGUCGUCCUCCACCUUCCAAUUAUUGAAAUGUUGAUGAAAGUGUCAAGUGUUUUUCUUCAGGGAGGGCAAAAGGCACUGCUCUUAAAAUAAAGGGGAUGAAGCAGGUGCUCCUGAUGUGCUGUACAUAAUAAAGAGCAAUUCAAACACAUGAAUGUUUCUCUAUUAAACUUUGUUUGUUCUCAACCAGUUCUUGUAUAUAUGUU